This is a messenger RNA of Ipomoea triloba (trilobed morning glory), 1605 nucleotides long. RefSeq lists its product as uncharacterized. The transcript is spliced from 11 exons. Lineage: Eukaryota; Viridiplantae; Streptophyta; Magnoliopsida; Solanales; Convolvulaceae. Bases 1 to 1605 code for a protein of 534 amino acids. The record is from RefSeq and is a predicted model, not a curated record.
AUGGCUCUGAUGUAUGUCUUAGUUGAAGAGUUGCAGAAGCACCAUACUACAGUUGCAAUCAGAUUGAGGGCCGUGUGCACCUACAAUGUUUUGCACAGUAGAGGAAGAGAUCAAAUCAAGUCAAGAGAGUGUGUCUUCCAUGAUGAAGCGGGUUCCUACAUUCACAUGCAUAUUCCAGGAAAGAGUGUUUCUCCUUUGAAUGAUUUUGUAGAGGGAAAUGUGUAUUGUAUAAAAAAUUUUCUGGUAGUUGCUCAUUGGUAUUGCUAUAAGACAUGUCAUGGUGAGUACAUGAUGCAAUUUUAUUCUGAAACAUUGGUCAAAGAUUAUAAAGGAUGUGAUUUUCCAAGGAAUAUGUAUCGACUACAACCAUUUGAAAGUUUGAACACACUGGAUGCAAAUGUUUUGGUUGAUGUCAUUGGCCGUGUAGUUGAAAUAUACUCUCUAUUGGAGAAGAUGAUUAAUGGGAGACCCUCUUGGUUGAUAGAUUUUCUGAUUGAAGAUUUGAAGGGUAAUCAAGUGAAAUGCACUGUUUGGGAUGACCAUGUAGAGAAAGUGAAGCCUUUUUUUAGAAGUGAUCUUUUGGAUCCAGUGGUUGUUCUAAUUCAGAUGGGUCGGAUUAAGCUGGUCGAAAAGUCUAUGGUUGUUGUUUCUUUAAGAGCUUUGGGUUGCUGCAAUAUCUACCUCAUGUUCCUACCUGAGUAUCUGAAGUACUCUGGAGAAGUAAAAAUUUGCAGUUCUUAUGAUGCUACAAAUUUGCUAUUCAACCAAAACACUGUGGAGUUUGUGGAAUUCAGAGAAAGUCUAUGUAUGCAGCAGCAAACACCUUUGAAGAGCAUUACAUCGAAUUCUACUUUCAGUUAUGGUACUACAAGUGGAGGGGACUUAAGCAGUUCAAAAAUGCAAAUCACAACAUUAUCUGAGAUCUUUUCUAAAAGAGAGACUGGUGAUUUUUGGGUACCAUGCAAGAUUAUAGGUAUUGAGUCUGAUCCCAAUGAUUGGUAUUACGACUCUUGCCCUCAACAAAACUAUAAUAAGAAGUUGGAAUUCAAGUCUGGAAUGUAUGAUUGUGGGAAAUGUGGUGGUCGGUUUAUUAAAGCCCCACUCCUUUUAUGCGACCGUGAAGUUCUUGAGUUGUUGUGUGUAAAGGCAGAUGAAUUGAAAGCUAUGCAGCCAUUUGUAAUGACCAAGAUUCCUAAAGACAUCAGGAAUUUAAAAGGGAGAGGUCUGUUAUUUAAGCUUGCUGUGAGAAGUGAUCAAUUCAAUAACCUAAAUAAUGCAGUACCAGUAAUGCAAGUCAAACACUUUCCUGAAAUGUUUGAAAACUACUAUCCUGGGCUAAUCAAGCAUAACGAUGAUGAAUUUUGUUCCAAGCUACAACUUAUAGAGGAUGACUCAGACUCAGAUGAGGGUUUUUUUUUUUCAGAUGAUCCUACAGAAAGUCCAAUUGGUACUGCUUCUGGAAAGCAGAAUGUAGCUGUGAAUGAAACGGAAGCAGUGAAGCGAAGUCUGCUGGAUGAAUUUUCAAGUACACAAACAUCAAAGAAGAAGAAACAAAUUGUAGUGAAAGAGGAGAAGAAUGAGAAAGAACCUACUGGUGAACAAUGA